Messenger RNA from Aspergillus niger, 462 nucleotides. RefSeq lists its product as hypothetical. Bases 1 to 462 code for a protein of 153 amino acids. NCBI's taxonomy places the organism in Eukaryota, Fungi, Ascomycota, Eurotiomycetes, Eurotiales, Aspergillaceae. The record is from RefSeq and is a predicted model, not a curated record. The transcript is spliced from 2 exons.
AUGUUUACCGACUCUACUUUGCAUCGUCGAUUGGCCGGCAGUGUUACUACUGGUGUUCAGGCAGGCAAGGCUGGGCCUUUGAUUUUACUUGGUUCAUUGAUUGGUUGCUUGUGUUCUCGUUUGACCUUGAGCUUGAGAUAUCCAACAUGGUUCUUGGGUUUUCUCUUCGUUUUCUUCCUUUUAGAUGCCGUGAUAUGUUAUUAUCCGAGACCAACUAUCUAUCUAUGUACUAAUUCAUCUACUGCUCGGACCCAUCCUACCGAUAUCCUACUUAGUACUUACCCACGUAACACAAAUACCCAACAUGCCACCGGACAUUAUAUCAUUGUAUCUUAUAAGCACAUCCCAAACGAACCGACGCAACCAAACCAACAAGCUCUUCGAUAUCAUACAAAUACAUACAUCCAUAGAAAUAUUAAACGUACUAGUAGUAGCAAAACACUCACCUCCCCCAGCUACUAA